This is a messenger RNA of Leptosia nina, 999 nucleotides long. Lineage: Eukaryota; Metazoa; Arthropoda; Insecta; Lepidoptera; Pieridae. The record is from the annotation of a GenBank genome assembly.
AUGUUGAGUAAUGCUGGUGGAGGUGUUCCUGAUAAGAGCAAAUAUAAAUUGUCUAGGAGGGGAAAGAAACUCCUAAUGGCGGAUGACCAGAGAAUCCUGACAGCACUUCCUAAGGACGUGCCUGAACGUAUUUGGGCUGAAAUUCUUCAGAAGGAGGAAGACGAUCUGUUGAUACUUGAUAUACGCGAAGAAAUUCUGGAAGCAGCAUUGGCCGUAUGCUUUGAAAAAUACAUGGAGCGUCAAACCGCGCUCUUCACAGCUCACUGCGCGGGACAAGCAUGGCUGAAGCUGAUCGACUGGCAUUUUUAUCGUCACGACCCUGGUGAAGAUCCAAGCGCAUACCCACCUUGCUAUAUACCAAAGAGAACCGAAUCAUGGAUACCUGACGAUUUACCAGACCCAUCGCCAAAGGACACCUGGUGCAAGCAAGACUUGAUCAUCCAAGAGGAGUGUCAAGAGGAAGGCUUGAAGAAGUGGCCAAGUAGCUCCUCGUUGGAUAUUCCCGCUGUUGACGAAAUACCAUCUGAGUAUUGGUUCCCCGGUAGAGUGAAUAUACCAUGGGCAAAGGAAUCGGAACAUUAUGCGAAAGUCUUAAGCUAUGACUCUAGCAGCAUAAUCAGCGAACCCAACAUUGGUGCGGAGAGUGAGGUGUUGCAGAAGAUCACAGAUUACAGCACUGAAGAGUUGUCUAAUAAGGAUUCGACGUAUAGCGCCUUGAAAAUGACGACCCCCGUUGACGGGUCGCUGCAGGGGGCUGGUGAUUCAAUCGUAGACCGGUUACGCCCCAAAAGGAAGACGACAGAGAAAAGCAAAUUGUUUAGUAGGGCGAGCAUGCUCGGAAGAUCGAAGAACUCGUUGCCACCACUUGAUGGAGACUCUCGAUCCCGGAUUAGCAUUAUAUCUGAUUGUCGUUUGAGGAAUCUAAGGUUAGACACUCAGUACGAAGUCACAUCAGAGAAAAUCGACACACCCCCCGGUGAGAUAGUAAAACGGAAAUAG